Messenger RNA from Doryrhamphus excisus (bluestripe pipefish), 4478 nucleotides. Its product is annotated as thyrotropin-releasing hormone-degrading ectoenzyme-like. Lineage: Eukaryota; Metazoa; Chordata; Actinopteri; Syngnathiformes; Syngnathidae. Gene Ontology annotation, cellular component: membrane; cytoplasm. Gene Ontology annotation, biological process: proteolysis; peptide catabolic process. Gene Ontology annotation, molecular function: peptide binding; zinc ion binding; metalloaminopeptidase activity. The record is from RefSeq and is a predicted model, not a curated record.
CUGAUAGGUAAGCACCACGUGACUAGUUUUAUUUUUUUUUUAAAGUCUAAUCGCGUGAUUAGUGUGGUUCAAUUCAGCCGUAGCGCGUUGAAACAUUUUUUUUCUUUCGAGCACGAGCUCAAUCAGUGGGCUGUGUGUGCACGAGACCUCCUCCUCCUCUCUUCAUCAUCUUCGUCCUCCUCCUCCCUCCGCGUGCACGGAGGCUGAAAGCAGCGAGGAGCAGCACUCAGAAAGGUUCCUAAGGUUCCUCUGGUUCUGCAACAGACUUUGUCGUGCGUGGAAACGGACCUGCUGGAUCUGCUGGAGCUCGAACGGAGCACCGACAGCUCGGCGGCGCCGAAACCCAUAGCCGCUUUAUCUCUCCGGGCUCACUUUGGUGUGUUCGGGAUGUUCUGGUGGUGUCGGCUCGGUGGAUCCGUAUUACCGCGUUGGUUCGGCCUUUUCUGCGGAAAUGAGAGUGGACUUUAGCGUGACGAAGGAAGCCAUCAGCGGCCGAUCAUGGAUGGACAACUCCACGUGAGGGAAACACUCACUUAAGUUAAUGUUAAUGUUAAUGUUAAUUGCCUCCUAUCAAUUAAAAUGUAGUACAAUUUAUUACAGCUUCAUCAAUUAAUCAAUUUAAUGUGUAUCAUAAAUCUUACUGACAUAUAUUAAUCUAUUUUUAUAUUUAUAUUCAAAGCAGACAAAAGCAGCUUUGAUCCUUUGAGCUAAGACCGCUUCCUGGCGUCUGAUUGGUCCUUUGAGUGCCCUCCAAUGCGAGAGGGCCCGCCCCCAGUGAGAGCAGGUCAGAGGUCAAGUUGCCCAUCUCCAUGGGACUGAACGGCCAUGCGCAACGGCCGUGGCCUCUCAGAGCAGUGGGCGGAGUCGGUAGCGGUGCGGCCCCGGACCAGCGAGCGUCACAUGACCGUGCACAAGCGCCUGGUGCUCGCCUUCGCCCUGUCCAUCCUCACCCUCAUUGUGGUCACUGUGGUCGCCGUGGUGCUUGGCGUGCGCUUUGAGGAGUGCGUGGGCCCGGAUGAGGCGCCGGUGGGGGCGGGGGAUUCGGGUUCCCGGGGCCCGGGGGUGUCGCCCAAGUCGAACGGCAGCAGAGGGGAGAGGGUGUGGGACAGGGGGGAGGAGGAGGCGGGCCAACCAUGGCGGAGGUCGCGUCUGCCGGGCUCGCUGAGGCCACGUCACUACGACAUUGUCCUCGCCAUUUGCAUGGACAACUUCACCUUCUCUGGCGAGGUCAGCAUCGACAUCGAGUGCCUCAACACCACCAGAGUCAUCGUGCUGCAUGCGGACCGUCUCCAGGUGGAGCGUGUGUCUGUGACGACGGAGGGCGGGGCCGGCGGCCGUGCCGCCAGCAGGCCUGGGGGUGGAGCCAUCCGCAUCCACCGCCACUUCCCCUUCCCGGCCAAUCAAAUGUACGUGGUGGUCCUGCACCGAGAGCUAAAAGCUAACCGGAGCUACCGACUCAACAUCACCUUCGACGCCGCUAUCGAGGACGAGCUUCUGGGAUUCUUCAGGAGCUCGUACAUGCUGCAGGGCGAGAGGCACUACCUGGCGGUGACCCAGUUCAGCCCGACGCAUGCCAGGAAGGCCUUCCCAUGCUUCGACGAGCCCGUCUACAAGGCCACCUUCUCGCUGAGCCUGCGUCAUGACGCUCAGUACACGUCUUUGUCCAACAUGCCUGUGGAGAGCAGCAGGCCGGCGGAGGACGGCCUGCUGACGCGGCGCUUCGCCCGCACGCCGCGCAUGUCCACGUACUACCUGGCCUGGGCCGUGUGCAAUUUCACCUACAGGGAGACACACAGCGACAGCGGCGUGACGAUCCGUUUGUACGCACGUCCGGACGCCAUUGCCAGCGGGGCGGGGGACUAUGCGCUGCACAUCACCAAGAGGCUGCUGGGAUUCUACCAGGACUACUUCAAGGUCCAGUACUCGCUGCCUAAGCUAGACCUGCUGGCGGUGCCCAAGCAUCCGUACGCCGCCAUGGAGAACUGGGGCCUUAGCGUCUUUGUGGAGCAGAAGAUCCUGCUGGACGCCGACGUGUCGUCCUCGUCCUACCGCAUGGAGCUGACCAUGGUGGUCAUCCAUGAGAUCUGCCACCAGUGGUUUGGUGACCUGGUGACCCCCAUGUGGUGGGAGGACGUGUGGCUAAAGGAAGGCUUCGCCCACUUCUUCGAGUACGUCGGCACCGACUUCCUCUUCCCCAAGUGGAACAUGGAGAAGCAACGCUUCCUGACCGACGUUCUCCACGAAGUAAUGCUCCUGGAUGGCCUCAGUUCCUCCCACCCCAUCUCACAGGAGGUCCAGCAGGCCACAGACAUCGACCGCGUCUUCGACUGGAUCGCGUACAAGAAAGGAGCGGCGCUGAUCCGAAUGCUGGCCAACGUCAUGGGACAGAGACUGUUCCGGAAAGGACUUAACGAUUAUCUUCUCAGUCAUAUGUACGGCAACGCAGCACGAGAUGACCUUUGGAAGAAGCUGUCUCAGGCCAUGCAGUCAGAGGGCCGGGACAUCGACAUUGGUGCCGUGAUGGACAGGUGGACUCUGCAGAUGGGCUACCCUGUCCUGACUAUCAGCAAGAACCAAUCAGAGCAGCUGUCCACUCAUUACAUCACCGUCAGCCAGGAGCACUUCCUGUACGGACAGGAAGGGAGGGGCAACCACAGUUUACAGUGGCAGGUCCCGCUGACAGUUGCCGUGGGAAACGAGUCCUGGGUCUGUUCAGAGACGCUCAUCUGGAUCCACAACAAGACCGAACGUCAUUGGCUGGUGGAGAUGGACGACAAGUCCUGGUUGUUAGGCAACAUCAACCAAACAGGCUACUUCCGGGUCAACUACGACCUCCAGAACUGGAAGUUGCUGAUCCAGCAGCUUCACACCAGACCUCAGCUCAUCUCCGUGGGCAACCGGGCAGGACUCAUCGACGACGCCUUCAACCUGGCCAGGGCGGGGUACCUCCCCCAGGGAAUUCCUCUGCAGCUGAUUGGCUACCUGCCCGAGGAGACGUCCUUCCUGCCGUGGCACGCCGCCAGCCGGGCACUCUACCAGCUGGACAAACUGCUGGACCGCACCGACGACUACAGCCUGUUUAGUGACUAUGUGCUGAAGCUGGUGGCGUCUCGCUACCAUCACAUGGGCUGGCCGAGCAACGUGGCGAACGGCGAGGGCGACGUCCUGCUGCCAUCCUACCAUACAGAGGAGCUACAGCGGGAGCUCAUCAUGCUAGCUUGUAGCUUUGGAAACAAACAAUGCCACCGCCAGGCCGUGGCUUAUAUCUCUGACUGGAUCUCCAGCAACAAGAACAGGAUCCCCCCCAACAUCCGUGACGUGGUGUACUGCACGGGGGUCAGCCUGAUGGAUGAGGACGUGUGGGAGUUCAUCUGGAUGAAGUUCCACUCCUCAAAGGCCGUCUCUGAGAAGAAAAUCCUGCUGGAGGCGCUCACGUGCUCCGACAACGCCUUCCUCCUCAACAGGUUGCUGAACCUAUCUCUGACCUCUGAACUGGUGGCCGAGCAGGACGCCAUCGACGUCAUCAUCCACGUGGGCAGGAACCCUCAAGGACGCCGCCUAGCCUGGAGCUUUUUCAGGGACAAGUGGGACGUCCUCAAUGCACGGUACGGCGAGGCGUUGUUCAUGAACUCCAAGCUGAUCAGCGGCGUGACCGAGUUCCUGACCACGGAGGAGGAGCUGGACGAGCUCAACCACUUCAUCCAGUCCAGUGGCAUGGGGGCGGGGCCUGCCCUGCCGCGAGCACUGGAGAUUGUGGAGGGCAACGUGCGCUGGCACCGCCUCCAUCGCCGCCAUUUCUACCAGUGGCUGCGCAAAGUUCCGAGCCUCACCUACGCUACCUGGAGCUAGCCUCUGUGCUAACUGCAACAAGCUAGCAGUAAAUUAAGCUGAAAAAAACAGGAUCAGGGCUGCCCUCCAAAAUAAAAGCAUGCAUUUAAGCCCCCCCACCUGUCUGCCAGCCAAUGGGAGGCCUCCACACAAACACAACAUAACCACGACAACAUAGCCCAUCAUGAAACUGAUUCAGGACUACUUUGAAUCCGGUUCAGAAUUGUUUAGGAGUGCUUGUGAGGUGGACUGACUGGAGCGCAGCAAAGCAUUGUGGGAAGGACGUGAGGACAACGUCUCACGUUUACUUUCAUCCGGAAGAACAAGGAAUGUGAUGAAAACUAUUGAGCCAUAAAUGAUAUCAUGACUUUGCCUGCUUCUCAACCCUGCGUGUACAUGUGUGUGUGUGUGUGUGUGCGUGUGUGUGUGUGUGUAAAAAAGCUAAUUCGCAUUGUUUAUUAUUUUGCUAAUAAAUCAACAUCCUCUCAAGGAUUUACAGAAUAAAAGCACAGAAUAAAGUAUUUGUAUAAUUAAGUGUACAUAGCACACAUGGUGAUUUUUAACGAAGAUGAAAUAAAGAUAACGGAAGGUGAACAGGAAGUCCAGAUCCUCAACUUCCUGCUUCCUCUUCUCAUUGGAUGACAAUAAAA